CUCACGAGUUCAUUUCAAAACUCACCGUCUAGUGCGGAACCACCUCCUCAAACAACAACUCCAAGCAUCCAGCUACCCCUCCCAGUCAGCUGACUACCCUCUCCUAUCGAGCAUGACGCGCUUCCGAGUUCUCGUGCUUCUCUCGGCCCUUUGUUUGCUUCGAGUUGACGCUCUCAGUCUGCGUUCGCUGGUCGAGAACCCAUUUCUACCGCAGCCGGCGCAUCGUCGCCUGGCUUCGUGCCCGCUAACUUCCGGUGUCGACUACCUCGGCAACGAUAUCAAGUACGUCUCGAGCGUGAAGGUGACGGACUGCUGCACGUUGUGCUCGCAAACAUCCGGCUGCGGUGCCUUCACGUGGACUGACCAUCAGGGUGGAACCUGCUGGCUCAAGAGUGCCAAAGGCAACACUGCUGCUAACGCAGCGGCUACAUCAGCGGUUCUUGUGGAGGACUCAGCCCCAUGCACGCUCAAGGACGGCUACGACUAUCAAGGCAACGACAUCGCCAACGUACAGAGCAAUAACGCUGGUGCAUGCUGCUCAAUCUGCUCAUCGUGGCCAGGCUGCAAAGCCUUCACCUGGACCAACCAAAAUAGUGGCACUUGCUGGCUCAAGAGCAAGAAGGGCUCGGAGGUCCCAAAGGCUGGCGCAAAGUCGGCUGAGGUCCAGACCACGGUAAGUGAAUGUAAGGCGUUCCAGUAUGAUCUCGACUAUAUCAACUACGACAUCGGCAACGCUCCAGGCAAAGCCUACAGCGAUUGCUGCAGCAUUUGCCACAACUGGAACGGCUGUCGCUCGUUCUCGUGGAGCAACGCCAACGGUGGUACGUGCUGGCUCAAGAGUGCCAAAGGACAGACGCAGUACAAGGUGGGCGUCGUGUCGAGUCAAAUGUUGGACAACCCGCUACCAUGCGAGCUUGAGGCGAACAAGGAUUACGUGGGCAACGACAUCGACAACGUUCCGGAAAGUAAGCCGGCAGACUGCUGCGAUAAGUGCCGCGCGAGGACCGGCUGCCGCGCCUUCACGUGGAGCAACCACAACACCGGCACCUGUUGGCUUAAGAGCGGCAAGGGAUCGACCGUCACCAAGAGUGGCGUCACGUCGGCUGUCGUCUUCUAGGCCGCGACCUAAUUUUCAUGCUCUCGCACGGCAAUCCUUCACUUCACGCGUUGUCAUUCUUUCUUUCUCCAGCCGUGCCAACUCCAUUCUCGUUUGUCGAGUCGACUUUGAAGUCCUCCGAUUGCGCUUCUCCUAACAACAUAAAAGUAAACACAUGCUUAUAUUUUCCA
Molecule: messenger RNA, 1287 nt
Organism: Phytophthora infestans T30-4
Lineage: Eukaryota; Oomycota; Peronosporomycetes; Peronosporales; Peronosporaceae
Exons: 1
Coding region: 113-1117 (334 amino acids)
Biological process (GO): proteolysis
Cellular component (GO): extracellular region
Molecular function (GO): protein binding
Source: RefSeq, a predicted model, not a curated record